Messenger RNA from Arxiozyma heterogenica, 4584 nucleotides. It is a transcript of the gene TCB3, whose product is annotated as Tcb3p. Lineage: Eukaryota; Fungi; Ascomycota; Saccharomycetes; Saccharomycetales; Saccharomycetaceae. The coding region runs from base 1 to 4584 and encodes 1527 amino acids. The record is from RefSeq and is a predicted model, not a curated record. Gene Ontology annotation, molecular function: lipid binding. The transcript has a single exon.
AUGUCAACAUUUGCACAGGAGUCUGAACCACUAGUUCCAUUAGAGUCACCCAGCAAUGAACAACAUGUCAAGGUUGAUAAUUCGAACAAACAGGUUCAAGAAACGUAUGUUUCAGGGGCGGAACACCAUCCGUCUAUAGAUAAUAACAGCCUAAGAAUUAACAAAAAAUCUAGUAUUAGUCAAAAUGACUCUGAUAGCAACCCCAAGGAAAGCAAUGGUAUUCCAGAUGUUAUUGUCGCUGCAAAUAUGAGUCAAACUAGGGACUUGCCGGUAGCCAAUAAAGAAGGUACUUUAGAAUCUAUUCUUUUAGAAAGAUUACAUUCUAAAGAUAUAAAAGGUAUUGUUAGUAGAGAUAUAAACAAAUAUGACACAUCGAUUUCUGGUCCGGGUAUACUUGAUGAUUUAUCACCGGCUGAUAAAGCUGCUUUAAGAAAUCUAGUAGAAACUGAUUCAGUGAAUAACCUCUUCCCUUGGAAAAAGAUAAUGGGGUUUAGUUUUUCUGGAAGAGGUGUUAUAGAUAUUGCUAAUGCUACUUUUACGAAGAAAUAUAUUCUAGAAAAUUUUUAUAGUGAUUGGUACUCAAAUAUUGUACUUAUGGUAGGCACAUGCUUCUUUGCAUGGCUUUUUGGUUAUUUUGGCUUCUCUUGGUGGUCCUUGGGAUUUGUCUUUUUUGGCACUACUUCUGUAUAUAAUGCAGAAUAUCGUCGUUUCAAUAGAAAUAUCAGAGAUGAUUUAAAAAGAAUUACACUAGAUGAGACGAUGUCAGGUAGAAUUGAAACUACACUGUGGUUGAACUCCUUCCUAUCCAAAUUUUGGGUUAUCUAUAUGCCUGUUCUAUCUAGACAAGUCAAGGAUAUUACAAACCCAAUCCUUUCUGAUAUGGUUCCUGGUUAUGGUAUUGAUGCGUUAACUUUAGAAGAGUUCACUUUAGGUUCUAAAGCACCAGCCAUUAAGGGAAUUAAAUCCUAUACGAAAGCUGGCAAGGAUGUUGUAGAGAUGGAUUGGUCCUUUGCAUUCACCCCAAAUGAUGUUUCUGAUAUGACUCCAAAUGAGGCUAAAGAAAAGAUCAACCCCAAAAUUUCUUUAGGGGUCACUUUAGGUAAAGGUAUUGUAUCUAAAACUCUUUCUGUUCUUGUCGAAGACAUUAAUGUAGCUGGUAAGAUCCGUGUUAGACUCACAUUUGGAAAGACUUUCCCAAACAUUAAAAUUGUGUCUAUCCAAUUUCUAGAACCUCCAUUGAUUGAUUUCGUUUUAAAACCACUAGGUGGCGAUACAUUGGGUAUUGAUGUGAUGUCGUUUUUACCAGGCUUAAAAACUUUUGUUAAGAAAAUGAUUGACAGUAAUGCUGGUCCAAUGUUAUAUGCUCCAAAUUGUAUGGAUAUUGAUAUCGAAGAGAUAAUGGCAGCUCAGUCAAACGAAGCCAUUGGUGUUGUCGCAAUAACAGUCUCUUCUGCUAAUAAUUUGAUUGGUUCUGAUUUUAUCACCAAUACCGUCGAUCCUUAUGUUGUUUUAAAGACUGAGAAAUCAUUGCCUUAUCAAGAAUGUGAAGCUCAUACUACAAUUAAAUCUGAUAACAAGAACCCCGUCUGGAAUGAAACAAAGUAUAUCUUAAUUAAUUCCCUGGAUCAGAAAUUAACUAUGAACUGUUGGGACUUUAACGAUGUUAGAAAAGAUCAGUUAAUUGGCUCACUGGAAUUUGAUAUGAAUACACUUUACCAAACACCUAUUAUUGAAAAUACAUCAGAUACUUUAUUUAUUGGUUCAAAAAAUAAAGGUACUUUGAAUUAUUCUAUCCAUUAUUAUCCAAUAAUCGAAAAACCCAAGAAGGAUAUACAGGAAAAAACACUAGAAAAAGAGUCCUGGGAAGAAGAAGACAUGGAAGAAGAGCAAGAAGAGGAGUCUGAUACUGGUAUUCUUAAAUUCACAUUACAAAAAAUCAGACACCUACCAAUUACUUCCCAAAUAUCAAAUUCUUUAUCUCCAUCUGUAGAAUUAUUUUUAGACAAGAAACUAGUCAAACGCUAUCGGAUUUUAAAACGUAUUAAUGAACCUUCGUGGAAUGAAUUACAUGAAUUUUUGGUUACAUCCAAAGAGAAUUCUAAAUUAACGCUUAAUGUAUACGAUAAUCGUGCUUCUGGUAAGGUUUUACUGUGUUCAUAUUCUGGUUAUGUAGAAGAUUUAAUUAAUGUAGGUGAAGCUGGCCAAGAUAGUAUUAAAGCCUCUCCACAAGGUGAAAUAUUCUUUGUAUCCCAAUGGAAGCCACUCAAGUUAACUGGUGUCGGUACCAUCAGUACUUUAAGCACUUCGCCACUAGGCAGUAUGAAAAUAUAUGUAGCUUCAGUAGAAGUUAGAUCUGCAUUAAGUGGUAUUGGUGAUAUUGAUCCUUACUUUACUAUUAGUCUUAAUAAGCACGUUAGGUACAAAUCUGAGCAUAUCUCAGAUACUCACAAACCUCACUUUGACAGGGUUGUAUAUAUUCCAAUUACGUCUGAAAACCAACUAUUAUCUUUAUCUGUUGCUGAUUAUCAGUCUGUUGGGUCUGAUAGACAUAUUGGUACCAUUCACUUCCCUGUGUCUUCAAUUUUACAAAAAAAUAAAAACUUUAAGGGUUAUUCAUGUAAACCUGAAUUCAACAAUGAAUUAAAAACAUAUAAUCUGUUUAAUAAAUCUAAUAUUAGAACAUCUGAUAUUAUCAAUUUAGGUUUUGAGUUCGUCAAUACAAUGCAGAUAUACUCAGCAGAAGAAUUAAAAGAAGUUGAAAUUUUAGAAAAUGAACUGAGAGCUAAGAAAGAAGAAUUUGAAAAGAUGCAGGCAGAAUAUAAGGAGGAAAUGAAAAAGAACCCUGAUGAUUGGCAUAUUGUAGAAAUUAAAGAUCCGUUUGAGGAAGAUGAAAACAAGAUCAAUGCCAAAGAAAAGAUGCCUUUUGAUGAAUUAAUUAACCAUAACUCAGGUGUUUUAUCUAUUUCUAUUACAAAAGGGAAGGUACCUCCCUCAUCCUAUCUGCAGAUCUUAGUAGACAAUAUCAAUUAUCCAGUGUUUAUUUCCAAUAAAUACAUUAGUGGAUCAUCCUUAUGUAACAGCACCAAUGUCAUGAUUAGGGAUCUGAAACACAGCAAACUGUUGUUUAGAGUAACAAGGAAGAAAGUAGUGAAGAAUAAAGAUGAUUUUGUCUCUGAUGUUUACUUAUCAACUUUAGAUUUAUUAAAAAAUGGAUUUGAUACACCAACUAAUAUAGAGUUCAAGAACGCUUCCCUAGAAGUAAAAUUCGAUUACUACCCAACUUAUAAGGAUUUGCCUAUCGAAGAAACUGUGAUGGAUACUGGUAUUCUAUCUUUGAAGUUAGUUAGUGCAUCUCACUUAAUGGCAGCUGAUAGAAACGGUAAGUCUGAUCCAUUUGUCGAAGUUUAUGUCAAUGAACAUAAAACAUUCAAAACACAUAUCAUUAAAAAGACUCUAGAUCCUGUAUGGAAUGAAACUGUUAACUUAAAAAUUCCAUCUAUGAUAAAAAGCAAAAUAAUGUUGAAAUUAUUAGAUUGGGAUCGUGCAGGUGACAAUGAUUUCUUAGGCGAAGUAAUCCUUGACCUUAAAAAGAUCAAUCCCAACAAUACACAAGUUUGGGAAUACCCAUUGAAUACCCAAGGUACCAUUAAGAUACAAACUACAUUUGUCCCUCAGUAUGUUAAGCCAGAUAUAACAUACCAGGAAAAGGGUCUAACUGAUUCAGCACCAUUAAAAGCAAUCGGUACAGUCGGAGGAAUUGUGGGUAGCACUGGUACUACUGUUGUAUCUGGUGGUAUUAAAGCGGGUGGUCACAUAUUUAAGACAAUUAACCCCAAUAAAUUGAUCCCAAAUAGACAUUCAUUUGAGAAAUCUAAAUCUAAAGAUAUAGCACCAUCUGAACUUGACAAGAUUUCAUUAGGAAAUAAUGAUGAUAGUACUAACGAACAACUUCAAAAUAUGAGGAACCCCUUGAACCACAACCGUGAUCAACAGUAUAAUAAGAGCAAUCAUGAUUCUGGUGAAAAUUAUCCAGAGUACAGAGUUUCAUAUGAUGAGGAGCCAAACAUGCCAAAUAAUGAUGGAAUGACUACUGAUGGUGCUAAAAGUGUAAAAAGUAGAGCAAAAAGUGUAAAUAGUCAUCACAGUAAAUUUACCAUACCUACACUGGGUGGUGUUAGUCACUUAAUGAAAGGUUCAAAUCACAGUGUCAAGUCCAGUUCCUCUUUCAGUUUAUCUAAAGGUCAUGGCAAAAUAUCUGUUUUGGCUGCUACAGACCUGGGUAAGAAUAUUUCUGUUAGAGUCACACUAAUUAAAGGUGCGCAGAGGGAUGAAAUAUUCAAAACUGGUUUAGGUAAGUGGGACUCCGAUGGGUCAUGCUACUAUCAAGCGCAAUCUGCUCAUUUCAGUUCUCCACCUGACGGUAUCAUCGAGUUUGAGGCCUUGAAAUCACAUAAAUUAACCAAAGACAAAUCCAUUGGUGUAGGUAAAGUUAGUUUAAGUAAUCCGGAGAUCAAAGACAACGAGAAGGCUGCUGUGAAUAUUGGUACAGGUCGUAUUAUUUUCCAAAUUCAAUAUCAACCAUAA